CUGCACUGCCAAGGGAACCAGCUGAGCCUCUCCUGAGCAAACACACACACUCACCAAACAGGAAAACUAUUACUCUUUGACGUGAGAAGCCUGUGGGGACGCUCAGUUGGAUUGGAUUCACUUGUCCUAAACAGGGCCGGAAAGGUGAAUGACACCAACAUCAGGAUCAUCUGGGCCACAGGGAAGAACAAUACACUGCGAUUAAUUGGAUUACAAAACAACUCUUUCCAGAGAAGUCAGUCUUCUCAUCCGGUUCGCCCGCCGACCUGUCAGACUUGGGAUGUUGUUCUCCAAUUGACUCCCGCAACCCCAAGACCAUGUUCGGCCCCAGGAAGAGCAGUCUUCCUUCCCCCAGCCUGGAGGACUCCUUUUUCCCGCUCUCGUCUUCCUCGUCCAUAUCGCUUUCCUUCGCCCUGCCCGCCUCCACGCCGGAUCGCGGGAACGUCGACAGCGGCGGCGGCAUCGAGACGGAUCUGAUUCUGGCAGCUGAGCUGGGACAGGCACUGCUGGAGAAGAAUGAGGAACUGGCCGCUGCUCUGGAACAGAAAGAGAGGGAAGUGGAGAUGUUACAGCAGCAGAAGUACGUUCUGCAAAGGAGGCUGGAUAUGAAUGAACUGGCAUCCGGACAGAAGGAAGCUGAGCUGAACGGCGAUUUGGCCGCCUUACGAUCCGAGCUGGACCGCCAUCAAAUUCAGGGGCGGGACCGGCGCAGGGAUGAGAGCGAGCAACUGACUCAGUUAUCUAACCAUAACCAGCGUUUGGUGGAGCAGCUAUCAGAGGCUGUGACGCUGGAACAUUCCCUGAGGACGGAAAUUCGUACCUUGAGAGAGGAGAUGGACGAGUCCUCCUUCAGCCGGAAUAUCAGCUCCACACAAUUAGAAAAUACACUCGCAGAGAGCCGAGUUUUGAAGGGGCGGCUGUGUCACAUGGAAGCGCAGCUGAAGGCCUCCCAGGAAGACAGCGAAAAGCUGCGCUCCGAGCGGAACGACCUGAGGGACAGAGUGACGGAGCUUCAGGUGCAGCUGAGAGAGAAGGAGGCAGAGCUCGAGCAGGAGCAAGGGGUGGUGUUUGAGUUGCGUACCAUGAAUCGCUCUCUGCAACAAAAUGCCCUGAGCCUGGGAGAAGAGAGCAUCCUGGACAUUACACACACACCACCUUUGUCACUGCUUAGUGAAAUUCAGCAAUCCCAGGCCAAAGAUGCCCUCCUAGCUCACUCUGCGGCCCUGCAAGCAAGAGAUGAUGAGAUAGCGGCACUCAAAGAGGAGUUGGAAUCCCAACGAGAAGAACUGGAAUCACUGAGGGAGGAAAUCAAGCCAUUUCGAGGCAGUCCAGACGCGCCAAAGUAUAGUUCGUUAGAGAGCGAGUUGGUCACGGUUCGACAGGAGAAAGACUUACUGACCCAUCAGCUCCUCAACACCAUCCGACACAAGGUGGCGCUGUCCCAAGAGCUGGAUGCUUGGCAGGAGGAUAUGCGCUUGGUAAUCAAUCAGCAAGUGCUCCAGAAGGAGGAGGACAGACUCAAAGAAGUUGAGCGAGAGCGCGGUAGCAUAGGAGGACUCCAAAGAAGCAAGUCUUUGAAAUUAAAAGGCGAAGCAGGAAAAGGAUUCUUCUCAUCUCUUUUCAAAGACAAAUAACACAUCAGAAAACAGAAAAUUGAUUUCAAAGGGACCGCACAUCAAACUAACUAAUUUUGUACCAUAACAAGCAAUUGUGUAUAUAGUUGUAUUUAUGAAUGUACAGUAGAGUAAUACUUUCAACUUUUAUUGCUUUGUAUUAAAAUGUGAUUUGAGAUUUCGUGUA
Hippocampus comes (tiger tail seahorse) is the source of this 1800-nucleotide messenger RNA. RefSeq names its product BICD family like cargo adaptor 2 (gene bicdl2). Bases 318 to 1634 code for a protein of 438 amino acids. The transcript is spliced from 10 exons. Gene Ontology annotation, biological process: Golgi to secretory granule transport; vesicle transport along microtubule. NCBI's taxonomy places the organism in Eukaryota, Metazoa, Chordata, Actinopteri, Syngnathiformes, Syngnathidae. The record is from RefSeq and is a predicted model, not a curated record.